CUAUAUUCUAGUGCGAGCAGCAGAAUGAAAUUACUCUUAAUAACUUGUCUGUUUGUUGUGGGCAACUGGAUCGCCCCGGUUGUUUCCAAAGACGCAGCUCUCGAGACAGUGAGCAAGCAUGGCAAGCUGUCUGUCGACGGUGUUAAUCUGGUAAACCAAAAUGGAGAAAGGGUGCAAUUGAAAGGUAUGAGUCUCUUCUGGAGUAUAUGGAUGCCAUACUAUUACAACAAGACAACCGUCGACGCGGUAAAAGCUAACUGUCACUCCAAUAUAGUAAGGCCUAUGUUGGCAAUAGACACUAAGGAUGGCGGAUAUUUGACGGAUCCAGAUGGUCAAGAAGCUCUUAUCUACGCAGUUAUAGAUGCAGCUAUCGAAGAUGACAUAUACGUCCUUAUUGACUGGCAAGAUUUUGAAGCAGAAAACCACUUGGAACAGUCGUUGUACUUCUUUGAUAAAUUAUCAAAGACAUACGGUAGCUAUCCCAAUAUUAUCUAUGAACCUUACAACGAACCUAUAAGCCUCGAAUGGUCCAGCGUUGUAAAACCCUACCAUGAAGCUGUCAUCAAGACUAUUCGUGCCAAUGAUCCAGACAACUUGAUCGUUGUAGGCACCCCACAGUGGUCCCAACGAUUGGACUUGGCAGCCGCUGAUCCAAUCACAGGCUUUGACAAUAUCAUGUAUUCGUUGCACUUUUACGCCGGUACUCAUCAACAGUGGGAGAGGGACAUUACCAAAGCCGCUAUUGACGGAGGGCUUCCUGUAUUCGUAUCUGAAUAUGGUACCGUCAAUGCUGAUGCCAGUCCACCAGUAAACGUAUCGGAAACCCUCUUGUGGUAUGAGUUUAUGGAGGAGAGGGGUAUGUCUUACGUAAACUUCGCCGUGUCCGACAAAGAUGAAGGAGCUGCUGCCAUGAUUCCCGGCACACCCCCCGACAAAACUUGCGCAGAGGAGUACUUGACCGAAUCAGGAAAAAUCGUUGUUGAACACAAUAAAGCUUAAAUAUGUGAUUUUGCUAUAUAUUAUAAUAAAUGCUAUAUACACGCCUA
Anoplophora glabripennis (Asian longhorned beetle) is the source of this 1046-nucleotide messenger RNA. RefSeq names its product endoglucanase Z. The coding region runs from base 25 to 999 and encodes 324 amino acids. The record is from RefSeq and is a predicted model, not a curated record. NCBI's taxonomy places the organism in Eukaryota, Metazoa, Arthropoda, Insecta, Coleoptera, Cerambycidae. Gene Ontology annotation, molecular function: hydrolase activity, hydrolyzing O-glycosyl compounds. The transcript has a single exon.